Molecule: messenger RNA, 925 nt
Organism: Blepharisma stoltei
Lineage: Eukaryota; Ciliophora; Heterotrichea; Heterotrichida; Blepharismidae
Source: the annotation of a GenBank genome assembly
AUGGACCAAGAACUAUUCUUCCAAGUAAUUAUUGUGGGCGACACAGGAGUUGGCAAAACCUGUCUUCAGCUAAGAUUUAGCGAGAACUCAUUCAAAGAGCAACACAGUGUAACAAUUGGUGUCGAGUUUGGCGCAAAAAACAUACAGGUCGGUUCUCAAACUAUAAAGUUGCAGAUUUGGGAUACUGCAGGGCAAGAAACUUAUAGGAGCAUUACAAGGAGUUUUUAUAGGAGAGCUGAUGGGGUCGUAUUGGUUUAUGAUGCUACUGCAAGACACACUUUUGAAAAUUGUGAGAACUGACUUGAAGAAAUCAGGCAAAAUUCAGCUGUGGAUGUUGUGAUUUAUCUUGUAGCUAAUCAGGUUGAUCUAAUAGAGAAGGGGGCAGAGCCGAGACAAGUUACAUAUGAAGAAGGAAAAUUAUAGGAUUUUUAUUGAUUUAGUAUUUAUUUUAUAAGAGUGAGAUUAUUUUUGAAAGAAAAUGUGAUCUUGGUACUAAUAAAUUGAGAUUUAUUGAAAUCUAAAGAGGAUAUUUGCAGAAAAACAUCAUUUGAGUGGGUUUAUUGAAACUUCUGCUAAAAGCGGAGUUAAUGUUAAUGAAGCUUUUUAUGAGUUCAGCAAGGUUUUGUUUGAAAGGUGGAAGGAAAGAAGAGAGUUUAAGCCAGUUCCACAACCAAAAAUAGAAUUGAGGCCUACAAUAAUUAAUAAGAAGAAAAAGUGCUGUUAUAUGAAAGAUAAUAAUCAUAGUAAUAAAAGAUGAUUCUUGUCAGAAAUUAUGAUACUGAAGUAUUAUGGAAAUAGUUUGAGGAUUUUUGUCACUCUUAAAUAUUGUAUAAGGAUAACUUUUAGCAGCUUUUGCAUAAGGAACUCUGCUAUAUUAACUAGUUUUUCAGUUAAAUCUUAUUGAUUUCUCAUGUUUUCUAGGUAA